AUGCAGGAAUGGAAGAUCCUCAAAAUGGGUUUACCUGAUUCAAUUUACGUCAGAGUCUAUGACAACGAAGUCGUAAGAGCUGCAAUAAUGGGUAGAGCAACUGGUGCUGGGGUUAACCAUUUUAGAAUAGAUACUCGUCGGGCAACUUACAAGAGCCACAAAUUGCUGGUUGCUAAAUGGAAUCCAAAUACAUCGACUAUACUGAAUAUUUUGUUAUCUGUUCAACUCGUAUUUCAAACUGAGGACCCGUACUAUGGGAUGAAAACGAACGAUCCUCGUUUACAAAAAUCCAUUAAGAACGGUUACAAGUUUGAUGAAUCUUUUGAGUGCAAUGAAAGACACUUCAAAGCAAACUGUCUGACAAUGCUGGUUACUCUGAGGCGCCCACCAAAAGAUUUUGAAGAAUUUGUGGCAGAACAUUUUCGCGACCGUUCGGAAACAAUUUUUACUGCUUUUAACCGUUACAAAAUCAAAUGUGGUGAUCAUUUCAAAUAUGAGAUGAAGAUGGGCAAGGAAUAUCAUGAUUCGAUGGUCAAUGUACGUACACAGCUUUUGAAGGUAUUUAUAAAGAAUGGUUCUUCAUUGGAUGAUUUUGUUGGAGACAUUAACUUGGAUGCUGAUGACUCCGGCCAUGUUGUCACCACCGAAUGA
Messenger RNA from Papaver somniferum (opium poppy), 651 nucleotides. Its product is annotated as probable ubiquitin-conjugating enzyme E2 25. NCBI's taxonomy places the organism in Eukaryota, Viridiplantae, Streptophyta, Magnoliopsida, Ranunculales, Papaveraceae. The transcript is spliced from 2 exons. Gene Ontology annotation, molecular function: ubiquitin conjugating enzyme activity. The coding region runs from base 1 to 651 and encodes 216 amino acids. The record is from RefSeq and is a predicted model, not a curated record.